Molecule: messenger RNA, 3840 nt
Organism: Epinephelus lanceolatus (giant grouper)
Lineage: Eukaryota; Metazoa; Chordata; Actinopteri; Perciformes; Serranidae
Biological process (GO): regulation of gene expression
Cellular component (GO): nucleus
Source: RefSeq, a predicted model, not a curated record
ACGAGUUGUUGUGUUGCGUUACGAUUCCUGCUUUUAAUAUUGUUUCCAUUUUCUUUUAAAUGUUUUUACCAGCUAAGUCGACUCAAAAUUAACUAAACGCUUUCUAACACAGUAACUACGAGAUACGUUUUCGGGAAGUUUAAAAACAGAAACGAUAACGUACGGAGUUAGCUCAUGUUGCUAACGUUAGCCGCUGACUUAACCUCCAGCUUUCCAGGAUGUCUAAACUUGAACGUUUGAAUGCUCGUGUGGCCAAGCUACUGACCGAGGCGGUGCAGGGGGUUCUGGAGGUGGUGAAGGAGACAGUGUCAGAGUACCAGCAGAAAACUGCCAGGACACAGAGGGAGAACGAGAGUCUGAAGAGGAAGCUGCAGGAGCUACAGGACAAGAUAACAAGAGAGAGCACAGCUGCUCCACCCACAAUCAGUCCAUUACCUGAAGAAAAAGAAGACCCACAGAUUCAAGAGCAGGAUCUGGGGCUCGCUUUGUGGCAGGGCUCAGACCUCCCUCUCGCAGAGCAAGCACCGAUAAGCAGUCUCAAACCUGACCAUGACGUGAAGCAGGAAUUGAAACAACAGGAGAGCUUCAGUGAUGCUGGAUUACAAGUUGAGUGCAACUUAACACAAACAACAGAACAGUGCAAAGCACAACCCAAGGAGGUGACGCACAUUAUUGAGGAGGCAGUGACAGUCCACACAUCACACAGUGCAGACAGCAACAUCAGUGCUGUCUCAUCCAAUAAUGCAUGCACCUCUCACUCCAGCACCUCACUUGGGGUAAACCUGGCUGGUAUCAAAACAGAGUCAGAACUAGCAGACUGCACAACAUCAGAGCCACCAUCUCUUCCAGAACAAUACAGUGGAUGUGUGGAUUUAAGCUGCAACUCUUCUCGUCAGAACACCGCUGAGACGCAGAGGUCACAUAUUAGUGCUGAACCUCAAGGACGCGUCUUCAUCCACUCAAAUCACCCCAUCCCUCGGAGGCAUGGCUUUACAAAAAACAGCAGGGCUGCAUUUGAUGGGAGAAAAAACAGGAUGGAGCACUUCAGGAGAGAAGACUCACACUUGUGCGUCGUGUGCGGAAAGACGUUCAGCAGGGUCGGGAACUUGAGAAUCCACCAGCGUUGUCACACAGGAGAGAAGCCGUACGGCUGCAUACAGUGUGGGAGGCGUUUUAGUCAGGCAGGAGACCUGAAGAAACACAAGAGGGUCCACACGGGGGAGAAACCGUACUACUGCAACCAGUGUGGAAAGAGCUUCAGUCGGGGGGAGAAUCUGAAAAGACAUCAGAAGAUUCACAUUGGAGAAAUUUUACAAUUACAGCAGGUGUGGAGGGAGCAACACAAUGAUUAAUGUACAAGACUGACUGCAAAGCACAUUGACGCUGUGGAGAAUCUGUGAAGGAUCAUGUUUGGUCUGUGCCCUUAAGAAACAGUUGCAAGACACCUAAAUUAUUAGCUUGAGAAUUUAUUAAGGCUAGUCUUUUAUAACUUAUUGGGAAUUGUUACAAGGACUUACUUACUGUUCUGCUAUGGAGCCAAUUGUGUGCUAGUUAUGCUACUUUUUUUGUCCCUCUGAUCACAAUGAAACAGGGCUGUAGAAGGUUAUCACCCAACCAAAGAGGUGGAUGUAAAGACACACUAUCAGUAUAUAUAAUGAUAAAUCAAACAAUUAGAGUAAUAUAAAAAAAGGACACAAUAAUCGAAGACAACACAAGAUAAAACUAUAAAAUAAUCAAACGAGACAUUUAUAAAAUAAACUGUGCUAAAUUAAGAAAAGGCUUUUUGAACAGAUAGGUUUUAGAGGUAUUUUAAAAGAUGUCACUGAUUCAGCAAACCUCAAAUCAGAUAUCACAAUAUUUAUGACUAACUGCGACUAUAUUGCAGGGUUAACUAUUUCUCAACUUUCACAAAAUAUUCACACAGUUAGAUUUUUGAUAAUCAUCAGUAAUGUGCAUGAAAUGAGCAAGUGGGUAAAGACAAACAAAAGAACAGCUGUAACAGUCAGGUAAGGAAAAUACACUUAUGAUAUUACAAUAUCCAAAAUCUAAAAUGAUAUAUCUGUCAAAUAGUGUUUUUGGCUAACACAGUUUGGUCAGUUGUGGAAUUUUACCUCAUAGAGCUGUUACAUUAGGAGAAAAAGAAGAAAAAAGAAAAGAAAUAUACUUCAGAGGUCCUACAAAGCCAUGGUAUAUUUAUACAGGUUUUUAAAAAAUAUUAUUUUGGCUGAGUCUAUCCAUUUUAGCUGUUUAGUGCGACAAAAAAUACCUUUGCAAUUCUUCUCAACCAGAGUGGAGGUCAAAUCACGCAGGGGUGUGCUGGACUUUAAGGAGUUGCACUUUUUAUUAAGCACCUUCAGCUGUCAAAAUGAUUUUAUUAGAAUGUAUAACAUUAUCAGUAAUGUUUCAGACAGUGUAGAAAGGAAACUCAGAUACUGACAUGUGCUAAAAAACAAUAAACAAAACAUGAUGGUGCAGCUCUACUUUGCAUAUAACAAAUUUAUAUCCACUGAGCAUUCGGUCUAAAGAGCAGGUUUAAACUUUCAAAGGUGACAUUGUGUCAUAUAGGAAUAUGAUUUCAGUAAUUUCCAUAUCUGGAUAAGUAUGUGGGGGGAAAAAAGAGAAUGGAAAAAUAUUUGUGUUUCCAGACUGUUGGCCUUUAUUCUGUUUUUUAACAUAUACUUAAGAAUUUCUAGAAUAAAUUGAUAGUACUUAUAAACAGAGUGUUUCUCAUGGUAUUUGGAGCAGGCAGCCAGCACAGCCAAAAUAUUUGCCACCGUGUGAGCGAGUAUGGGCCAGAGCUGGCUCCAUGUCAUUGAAAGCAAAGCUCCAAGUAUGCCAUGUCUAAGUGCUUGAUAACUAAACCAAAUCUGGACAUCUGCCACCAAAUUAGCCUGAAAGAUAACGUGGCAAUAUCUUUGAAUAGCAUAUAUUCAUAGCAUCACAAAUAACUGACUGUUUAGCUUGUCUAAUAUCUGUGAGUGAUGCAGUGAUGCAGAUAUCUGAUGAGCAAACACUGUCUUGUCUGUGCAAAGGAAACCAAACCUUCAUGGUUGCAUUCAUCGUUGUUUCCAUGGACACAGUGAAUAACCAAGGCUGCACAGGUGCUGUGAAAAUUAAAUUAUUUAAUUUUUUUCCAACUCAUUUUUUAAUUCUUAUUUAUGAAAGAGACUAAAACUAUGGGGUAACAGUGAUAUAAUUUAUUCAACAUGUUAAGAGAAAAUAAUCCAAGUAAAGGCAGCGUUGGUUCGCUUACUUCAUCUUUGGGCAGAAACAUUACGAGACACUACAUGAACUAGCUGCAGUCUCCUGGCAGUUAUUGGGCAACAUUAAUAUCAUACAUGGUCAGAAGGUAAUGCACAUGUUUACAGAUGGAUUUUAAAACCAUUAAUUUAUUUUUAAUUUUAAUAAACAUCUGGUUAUUUGGACUCAGAUGCUAAACAUGGGCUGAAAAUCUACCAAGAACUCUGGAAAUGUGAGUCUGCAAAAGUCUGGAGUUGAAUGUAAAAUGUGUAUGAACCCUGUGUGAAGUUGUUUCAGUCAUGUACAGAGUGAGUUCUCUCAUGUUAAAUAAGUAAAGACUGAAUGAUAGAAAGUCUUUAAUAUCUGGACAGCAUGAUUGUCAUGAAAACUGCCUGAUGUUCCAGACUGAUUGAAGCUUGCUGUAUGCUGGAUGUAUUUAUUGCAGAUUUUAUUUAGUUUUUUAGGAUAUAAGCCAGGAAAAUAGAGUUUGUACAGCAGAACAAUAAAUUAAUUUAUUACCACCACAAACGGCUCAGUGAGUGUCUGUUCCUCACUCAUUAACAUCACUCAAAGGCUCGUUGAAAAAGUAAUAAAGGCAAA